Hevea brasiliensis (rubber tree) is the source of this 2274-nucleotide messenger RNA. Its product is annotated as serine/threonine-protein kinase STY46. The transcript has 16 exons. Gene Ontology annotation, molecular function: ATP binding; protein kinase activity. Lineage: Eukaryota; Viridiplantae; Streptophyta; Magnoliopsida; Malpighiales; Euphorbiaceae. Gene Ontology annotation, biological process: protein phosphorylation. The record is from RefSeq and is a predicted model, not a curated record. The coding region runs from base 401 to 2104 and encodes 567 amino acids.
GAAAAUUAUGAAGAACACAUGAAUGAUGAACCAAGUGGUGAUAUGGGCAAAGCGAGAAAGCUUUGAUAGAAUCCACGUAGAUACGCGCUUAGAGUGCGCAUUACGCCAUUAUUUAACGUUCUUCUCAAACUAAUCACCUUUUUUUUUUAAUUUUUUAAUAUAACUAAGAAGACCGGUGAAGAAGAAAAAAUGGGCGCCUUCCUAACACAGAAAUUUCCUCUUCUUUUCCAUGCAACGAUACUCUAAUUUUCUCUGUCCUUUAGUACUUGAAACUGGUCGAUUCACGUCAACUUUGCCUCUCUAGUGAAGACCGCUGCUCACUGUUCUUCGUAAAUUGUCUUUGAAAGGUGAACGUGAUUUUUCCUUUUUGUUCUUGGAGGAUUAUGCGUGGUUUUUUUUGAUGGGAGAUACGGAGAGUUGCAGUAGCAGAGCAGUGGAUUUUCUGCCAAAUCAGAGUCGAAACCAGAGGCAAAAGAUUGAGGUUUAUAAUGAAGUCCUUUGUCGACUCAAGGACUCCAAUGACGAAGAUGCAAGGCUUCCUGGCUUUGAAGACGAGCUCUGGGCUCAUUUUAAUAGACUUCCUACUAGGUAUGCACUGGAUGUGAAUGCAGAGAGGGCACUGGAUGUUCUCAUGCAUAAGAGAUUACUUCAGCAGGCAUAUGAUCCUGCUACUAGGCCUGCGAUUGAGGUCCGCCUUGUGCAGGUUCGUUCUAUCUGUGAUGGAAAUUAUGGUAACUCUGUUCAUUCACACUCUCUAGGAAAAGUGGAACUUCAGUAUUGUGAUCAUAUGAGCAAGCAGAGCAUUCUUCCACCGCCAGCCUUUAGUUCAUCGCCUGAGGUUGAACUUGUAUGUGGAGCUCGAGAGAAGGAUAGCGCCAUGAUUGCCGGUACACUUUACUCUCGGAUAAUGCAUGAAAUUACAGUUUCAACUAAUGAUAAACCAAAGCUUCUAAGUCAGUUGACUUCCUUGCUAUCUGAGAUUGGUCUGAACAUUACAGAAGCACAUGCUUUUUCCACAAUGGAUGGCUACUCUUUGGAUGUAUUUGUUGUUGAUAACUGGGCACAUAAGGAGACUGAGAAGCUUAAAAACGUGCUGCUAAGGGAAAUUCAAAAAUUCGAGGAGCAUACUCAGUUGAAAUCUAAUGUCAUCUAUCCUAUUGUGGGGCAAGAGCAAAAAGGGAUGAUCAAUCUUAUCUGUAAUCAUGCCAACAUGCCUGCUGACCAAAUGGAUGUUUGGGAAAUUGAUGCAAGCCUGUUGAAAUAUGAAAAAAAAAUUGCAUCAGGAUCCUGUGGAGAUCUGUAUAAAGGUACAUUCUGCAGUCAAGAUGUGGCUAUCAAAGUUCUUAGGACUGAAUGUCUAAAUGAUAAAUUGCGUAAGGAAUUUGCUCAAGAAGUCUUUAUCAUGAGGAGAAUUCGACACAAGAAUGUUGUACAAUUUAUUGGUGCAUGUACCAGACCUCCAAGCCCGUGUAUUGUGACAGAAUUUAUGUGCGGUGGAAACAUGUUUGACUUUCUUCAUAAACAAAAGCAAAGUUUUAAUCUCCAGUCCUUACUCAGAGUAGCAAUUGAUGUCUCCAAGGGAAUGAACUACUUGCACCAAAAUAAUAUAAUACAUAGAGAUCUGAAAGCUGUCAAUCUUUUGAUGGAUGAAAACGGAGUGGUUAAGGUUGCUGAUUUUGGCAUUGCUAGAGUACAAGAUCAGUCUAGUGUGAUGACAGCAGAAACCGGAACAUAUCGCUGGAUGGCUCCAGAGGUUAUUGAGCAUAAUCCUUAUGAUCAUAAAGUUGAUGUUUUCAGCUUCAGCAUUGUGUUGUGGGAGCUGCUCACAGGAAAGCUUCCAUAUGAGCACUUAACCCCAUUACAAGCGGCAGUUGGUGUGGUCCAGCAGGGUUUGAGGCCCUCGAUCCCAAAACAUACUCAUCCCAAAUUGGUGGAGCUGCUUGAGAGAUGCUGGCAGAAAGAUCCAUCUUUGAGACCUGAAUUCUCUGAAAUUUUAGAACUGCUACAACAGUUAGCCAAGAAGGUUGCAGAGGAAACAGAAGAUAGGCAGGAAGAGAAAUCGUCUGAAAGAGCCGUAAAAACAAUUAGGCGAAACAGACAUUGAAGUAAUAGGCGAGAAUAUUGUAUAAAAUAUUGAAAAGCUUUCCAUGGAUUAAAUAUGCACCCGUAAAAUCAUCAGAACCAACAUGAGCCUAAUUUGAAGUUGAAGUAGAAUUGUUAAUGCCACUGUUGUUGACCAAAUAUACAGCUUAAUCAGAAUUUUGCAUUGAUCCA